Molecule: messenger RNA, 1269 nt
Organism: Pogona vitticeps (central bearded dragon)
Lineage: Eukaryota; Metazoa; Chordata; Lepidosauria; Squamata; Agamidae
Source: RefSeq, a predicted model, not a curated record
AUGAGCGGUGAUGUGGCAGAUUCCACGGAAGCGCGGAACGAAGGCAGCCACCUAGAUCCCGGAAAUGAACGGAAUGGCCUGGACUUCAGCAGGCAGAUUAAAACAGAAGACCUCAGUGACUCUUUACAGGCAGCCAACCCUUCUCGACUGAGCCAUUUAGUGCAAGGGCCAUCUAUGAUGCCAGGAGGGCAAAUUGCAGGGGACAUGAAUUCCCUUCACACUUUGCAACAGCUUGUACAGGUUCCGGGUCAUAUGCAAUCCGUCCCUCUCUUCCUGCUUUCUCAGGGCCCAGCUGGGCAGCAAGCCCUGCAGUCAAAUCUCCUGUCCUUCCCUCAGCAACAGAAUGGGCUCCUCCUUCCCCAGCAUGGACACGGGUUAGCAUCUCAGGCAGUGGGACGUCCUGGGCACCCCAGUGCACCACUAGAUCCCCACUUGGAGGUACCGCAGCAUUUACAGGUUGCCAAACACUUGCCGUCCUCCAUGGCCACAGAUGAAGCCAAUGACCUUGAGGAGUUAGAAAAAUUUGCCAAGACAUUCAAGCAGAGGAGGAUCAAACUUGGGUUUACACAGGGUGAUGUGGGUCUCGCUAUGGGAAAACUCUACGGAAAUGACUUCAGCCAGACCACAAUCUCUCGCUUUGAAGCCCUCAAUCUCAGCUUCAAAAACAUGUGCAAGCUGAAACCACUGCUGGAAAAAUGGCUAGGUGAUGCAGAAUCUUCUCCUUUGGACUCGUCUGUAAGCAGCCCCCAAUCCUACCCGGUGGUGAAUGAGAUGUUCGGGCGUAAGAGGAAGAAACGCACCAGCAUCGAGACCAACAUUCGCUCCACGUUGGAGAAACGGUUCCAAGAAAACCCCAAGCCCAGCUCAGAGGAGAUCUCCAUGAUUGCAGAACAGCUGUCCAUGGAGAAGGAAGUGGUCCGGGUUUGGUUCUGCAACCGACGCCAGAAAGAGAAGCGCAUCAGCUGCCCAGUACCCUCGCCCAUCAAAACACCCCUCUACAACUCCAGACUGGUCUCUACCUCAGGAUCUUUGGGUCCGCUUUCUGUCACACCUGUCCACAGCACGAUGCAUGGGGCAGUAACAUCCUCCUGCUCCCCUGGCAGCUCCAGCAGACCCUCAUCCCCCAGCACAGGACUCCAUGCCAGCAGCCCAGGAAUGUCCCAAAACAACUCCAAAGCAGCCUUCAAUACAUCAAGUUUCAACUCUUCUGGAUCGUGGUAUCGCUGGAACCAGCCCACCUACCUCCACCACUGAAACGCUUCCCCCCAA